This is a messenger RNA of Silurus meridionalis, 8386 nucleotides long. RefSeq lists its product as uncharacterized. The record is from RefSeq and is a predicted model, not a curated record. Gene Ontology annotation, molecular function: lipid carrier activity. NCBI's taxonomy places the organism in Eukaryota, Metazoa, Chordata, Actinopteri, Siluriformes, Siluridae. The transcript is spliced from 57 exons. Bases 83 to 8260 code for a protein of 2725 amino acids. Gene Ontology annotation, biological process: lipid transport.
UGCUCACGAGGACUCUUCUGUUCCUCAGAAACAUUGAUGCUAGACUUUUCUUCAAUUCCAGCUCCACUUGGACUUCAAGGUCAUGUCUUUUUUACAUUUUUUGGUGCUUCUGGGACUCUUCAUAUUGCUCCGGAUUGGCAUUUGUAGCGGCGACAGCCAUAAAAUGCCUCCGGGAAAACUUUGCAAGUCCGCUUGCUCAGGGUCAUGGAAUAUGCAGAAAGGCCAGAGACAUACUUACAGGUACAGCAUCACCAUCACCAGCGCCAUGAAAGGACCCACACCAGGAGGGAGUCAACUGUCUUUUGACUGUGCGGUCGACAUUGAUACGCUUCCAGGAUGUCCGGACAUGCUUUUACGUCUGAGGAAUCCACAAAUCAAGCAAAGCUUGCCGAAAAAGGACAACUCUGUGCUACGCUUGAAAAACAUAAGAGAGGCACUGGAGAAGAAGCCCCUGCGGUUCAUGCUUCAGGGGGGAAAGGUCACAGCCUUGUGCCCACAGGGAACAGAGCAGGUGUGGGCUCUCAACUUCAAGAGAGCCAUACUGAGCAUGCUCCAGACCUCCCACUCCGGACGGGCCAGAGAGAUUGUGAAAGAGACUGAUAUAUAUGGGACGUGCAUCAGUUCCUAUGAGCUAAAAGGCACUUCGCUAGUGAAGAUAAGGCAUCUGCAGCAAUGCCUCCAAGACAGAGUGAACGAUUUCUGGCGGAAUUCUGUCCCUCUGAAAGAAGACAGGACUGUGAAUGCCAGCCUUAAAUGUACCCAGCUGUAUGGUACAACCAUGAUGGACAAGAUAAACUGCACCGAGACGGUAGUACUUGUGCCAUUGUCAGGGUCACUAGAUAUGGUCCAGACCAGCACAGUCUCAACCCUGACCCUUUUGAGAACGCUGGAUGGGAUACAAGUAGAUUCAGGCUUCCACGAUGAAGGACAUUUGGCUGAUAUGGAAUUUGACAUGGAAGCUGUGAACCCAAGCCAAAGAGGAUCGCAGGCAGUUCAGGAGAUUUCGAGUACAGUGAGAAGGCUUUGCGCUCAAUCAGCAGAUCAGCAACAGCAAUCAGAUCUGUUUCUGAGCCUGGCCCUCCAGUUGAGAACUUUGACAAUCCAGCAGCUGAAUGAUGUCUGGCAAGAGGUGUCAUUUAAAUGCCUCGAUGACUGGCAGCCUCUGCUGGAGGCUCUACCUUCAUGUGGUUCUGAAGCAUGCAUUAAGUUCACAACAAACCUCAUUCUCAACAAGGAGAUUGGUCAUGAUCAUAUUAUCUCCUUCCUUAGUACCAUUACAUUUGCAUCCCAUCCCACACCAUCAAUGAUCAGUGAUAUCAGUUCACUGUUGACCCUGCCUUUGAUUCGUAAGAAGAUUAUACUUGCUGUGUCCUCACUUGUCCACCGCCUUUGCCAGAGGGAACGGGCUCCAUGUAGUCAGAUCCCCGAGGUCCAACAGCUUGUGCAAGUUCUAAAGGAGGAUCUAGGACAAAGCUGUGGCGGUCAAGAACCCUUACCAGUUACAGAGCUGCUACAUGUUUUGAAAGCAGUGGAGAACAUAGGUCUGCCUGAAUUUGUCCCUCAAUUAAAAAUUUGUCUUCACAACUACUCAGCACCUGUAGAGCUUCGAUUAGCUUCUAUACAAGCCUUCAGACACAUCCCCUGCCAUAGAAAGAGAGGAGUUCUUGCUUGGGCAUACCAGCAGUUGCAAGAGGAUGUGGAAAUUAGGAUUGCUGCCUAUCAUCAGCUCAUGUACUGUCCUGACCAAGAGGUGUUUAAGAUUGUAAAAGACACCUUAAGCAAUGAGACAUCUACUCAAGUUGGGUCUUUUGUCUGGAGCCACCUCUUGAACAUCAUGAAAACUGAAGACCCUUUAAAGAGAGAACUAAUGGAGUCAUUGCCACAUGACAUUAUUAGUAAAGACUUUGAGGCUGAACCAUGGAAGUAUUCAUCACACAUGGACUUUACAAUGAAUACUGGGGCUGCCAUUGUCAAUAUUGAGGGAGCUUUAAUUUUUUCUCCAAUGUCCUUCCUGCCACGUUCUGCAAUGGCCAAUCUGACAGGUUACAUCUUGGGCAGAUCAUUUAAUAUUUUAGAGGUUUCUUUCAGGAUGGAAGGUGCAGAACCUUUUCUCUUGAACAUGUUUGAAGGUCAGCGUGCCUCGACUAAUAAAAGUCCUGCAGAUCAAACACUACGUACAUCAUAUGGGUUGAAAAGGCAGAAGAGACACAAGGGCAGGUGGUCUCGUCAACAUGCAAAUCAAAAUGAGGACUGCAAGUCCAACAUCUUGAGUCCUCUCAAAGAUAAGUUUACAGGAAAGAAGAAAAGCCACACUGAGUUUCAAUGUUGGAUAAAUGUGAAGAUGUUUGGUAAUGACCUCACAUUUAUGACCUGCGAUGAACUGCUUGGCAAGUUGAGAGAGCUAUCGCUUAGUGUAGCUGGAUUCACUGUAAAGCUUCUGAAGGGUCAGGAGGUUAAGGUAAACCAGCGCACAAUUGUGUUGGCAGAAGAACUGGUUUUACCGUCACUUUCAGGUUUGCCUAUCAAGUUGAACAUCAACAUGUCCUCUUUCUACUCGCUCUGGGUGAAGGGUAAUGCUAACUUUAGGAAAUGGUCUCACUUCUCCUUGGCUGGGUAUCUUAAACCAAAGGCAUUUGUUGCCAUGUCAGCAAGAAUGGGAUUUGAUGGAGCAUUUGGUCAAGUUGGACUGGAAUGGGUUACCCAAUUUAGAACGUCCACCAGCUUGGAUGGAAGCAUAUACGUGCACAAUGGACAAAACCUAAAAAUGGUCCUCAACACCCCUGAUGAUGCUAUGGAUAUUUUAUCCUUUAGUUUCAGAAUAUAUCGUGUAAGUGGUGAAAGUAGAGAAGAGCUUGUGCCAAGGAACCUCAAAGAGAAGACUACCUGCUCUCCCAAAACAUGGUCAAAGAUGCUUGGAUGGCAAUUAUGCACUGACGUCACCUAUCCUGUGCUGCUGAUGGGAAAAGGUUUUCCCCCUCCUGGCCCAAUGAUCUUUAGUCUGAGGCUCCAAAAGCUGGACAGAGUUCUUCAAAAGUACCUUUUGGAAGCAGCUUAUUCCUUUGUUCCUCAGAAAAAUUCCUGGGUCCCACGUGUCAACCUCCUCAUUUUCCUUGGAACCCCACAAUCUACUAUUCCUCGAGAUGUAUCUUUGGACUUCAGUCUCAAUCCUCAAAGGCUAAUUCUGAAAAUUGUUCACCCCCUGAAAACUGUUCUAAUUCAAGGACAUUUUGAUGAACUGAAUGGUCAGAGGUCAGCAAGAGCUGAAAUACUAAUUGAUGACAAGUACCGUUAUUAUCUAAAGGGACUGAUAGACACUCUGAGUCUCCCAACAGAAAAGAGAACACAAUACCAGCUGGAGGCCAAGUUUGCUGCAGAUGGGCAUCCAGCCAUACUCUCUGUUAAUGUCACUUAUGGACUCAACAGGAAGUUCAGUGUCUCUGCUAAGCUGAGAAAUGUUUUCAUUAAGGACGCUUCCUUUUUAGUGCAGGUGGAGCGGAGACUGGAUGACAGCAAGAGGCAGUAUUCGGUGGAUGCUGGCCUCCUGGUGCCUUACUUACUUAGCACAAGGGUCUCUGGUCUACUUGAACAAAAGGGGUUGGAUUGGACCUCUGGCUUGAGGAUCAGAUAUGGGGCGCAAGAGGACUCAGAAAAUAUGCAAGAGUGCCACAUGUCUCAGAAUCUGAGACAUGAGGUCAAGCCAGUUGAGAAGCACUAUGGGACGACAGUAGAGCAUGAGCUCCAGUGUUCCCACAUUACAUUCAUCAACCACAGGAUUCAAAUCCACCAUGAAAGGAGCCCCAUUCAUAUCCAGUCUUCACUUGACCUUAGCUAUGGCAAUCACUGGAACCAGGGUAGCAACAAACAGCGACUCCUCUUAAGUCAGUCCGUCAGGAAUCAGUCUGGACCAGGUCUUACUAGUUACGCUCUGGAGUUUAGUCUUAGAGUCCCAGACAAAGGACUGAAUUGCAGAACUCAGUUCCUGUACUCCCUCCAGAAGAGAAGACAGUCUGAGAUGAGCACCCAUCUGAAGGUCAAUUAUAAUAACCAGAUUCCCCUUGUAGCAGGGCUUCAUUGGAAAGAUAUGUCUGCAAAAUCUUCAUUACAGAAAUGGGAAGGGUCCAUAAGCAUGGACACGCCUUGGCUUUAUUUCUACAUGGCUCAAAAAUUAUCCCAGCUCCAGCACGGCACAACCCAAUUCACUUCAGACAUUACAACCCGCAAGUUGGUUUCCAUUCACAACUUGAGGAUGGAUGGCUUCUACAGGGAAAGGGGUAGAGACAGAGAGGGGCAUUUAUACUUGUUCACACCGACAGUCACCUAUAUGAAGGUUGGCGGGUAUGUCCUAGCUGGGAAACGUCGAGUUAACGCCUCGUGUACCAUCGGCACAGCUUGGAUGCCGACGUUGAGAGGUGAGAUUUCACUCGGUAAUGGAAAAGAGUUGAAGACUUUGGAUGUGAGCACCAGCUGUGGCAAGCAGAACCUUAACAUCUCAGCAAGCCUCAACAUUGUGGAAAAGAAGCUAAAGAAGAAGAUGUUGAUGAUGACCAUGACCUUGUCAGAUUCUAACGGUUCUAAGUUUGAUAUGGAUAUUGGCGGUAAAGUGGAAGAAAUAAGGAAGGACUUGAACCUGUAUCAAAAACGAUGGGUUCUGCAUUUCAGGCAGCCAUUUACGUUCCUCCCGCAAAGUCUGCAUCUCCAGAACACAUUCACCGUUGAUAUGCAUAAGGAAAAUUACAUUCUCGAGUCAAAGCUGCUGCUCAGUAACAACAGAAAAGCGAUUCACGUGCUGACACUUGGGUUUCAACCGCAGCAAUUUCAACCAUAUGUGUGUUCUUCCCUGAUGAAUUCAUUUAACUUGAAAAAUGUCCCACAAGACUUGGUGAUUUGCAUUAAUAUCUACAAAAACCAGACAGUGCAAAAGCUACAAGGAAGGAUGCUAAUCGCUAAAAAGGAGAAGGCGCUAGUUUUCGGGCAGGUCCAGCUUCAUGGUGAAGGAUCUUCUCAGCAAGGUGUUGCAAUCAAAGUCAACCUUACUCAGUUGCUCCAGUUGAAAAUUCCCACCUCACUAACUUUUGAGGGUGACGUCAUGAGAAGUUACAGGACAAGUAAAGAAUUUAAAUACGCCGCAAAAGGAAUCGCGAGCGUCGAUGACAAGGACUAUGAUGCAUAUUUUACACUAGAGAAGACUCCUUAUGGAAAUUUCAGCAGUUCUGUAAACCUGCGCUCUGAUGAAAAGACCAACAAUAUGAUAGAUGUUUCUCUGGCUAAUUCUAUAAAAAAGGGAGUCCGUGUGGUCCACUUCAACCUCAACAUUCUGCAAACAUUAUUUCCACCGGUCGUCUCAGACCUCCAACUUCUUCUCAGUGCAAACUCUUCUUCCAAAAGUUUCUUUAUAUCUGGCACCCUGAGGAAGAGUAAAGAGAUGCUUAAGGCUCGGCUGAAUGCAGUUCGAGAGCAAAAGUCUGGACUCCGGUUUUCUCUAUGGGGAGACUUGAAUGUCUCAGAGUCUGGCAUCUCGGUCCUGCCAAAUUUCACCAGUUUAACAGGGCUACUGGAUCAGACAAACGGACAUCUGACAUUAAGUGCAGACCAGGUUGUAUAUCAUGUUGAGACCAGACACUCCUGGUUGAAAGAAAACGUGAACGGGUCUGAAAGUGUCUGGAUUUGUGUCCGGGCUGAGGAGCAGUCACUUUGCAUGAACGUUAGCAGGAUCUCUCGACAGCGUGAACAGAAUGGUCUCCAUGUUCAACUGGAUCACUCAUUUCCAUGGCUGCUUUCAGCAGGACUCCCGCUGACCACUAGUGCUCUGUUGGGUGUGAAGCGGAGUGAAAGUGGUAUGUCGGCCGAAUUUGCACUUCAUGCCGGAGCCCAAGAUCUGAAGCUCACACUACAGAGAACACUGCACAACUCAACAGAAAUUGGCAGAAGCUUACUGGUGAACUGCAUGGGGAGAUUCGGCCAAGACCACCUGCUGGGUUACUGCUACUCCGAGGCAUUGGAUCAGUCACUACGGAUAGAGAUACAGGCUAAUCUCCAAGAUUCCAUCUUCAUUUUGCCAAAAAACCAAGGAAGUUUGUCAUUACUACUCAAGAUCCUGGGACACCAUCAAAUGUCCAGCACUGGCCUGAUGGUUAACGUUCACCACAACAUUUCAUCUCUACAAAUCUAUAUCCCAUUUGGGUUUGACACCAAGUCACAGCUAAAUCGAUCAUCUUUGUCAUGGCAAGCAGCAGCCGAGCUAGCCAUAGACGACCAUGUGUUGCGUUUUAAAGGACAGGCUUCGCAGACAAAGCUUGGAUUCAAGCAGCUGUUUGAGCUUUACCACUCUUUACCUCAGCUGACGUCACUUCCAAAGAGUGUUUUAUUAAAGACUGGGUAUGCCGGGUGCAACGGAUCACACGUCCUCACACACCACACACAGUGGAUGGAUGAAAACGCAUCUCAACCCACAGGGUUACUGCAAAGGAAAUCAAGACAAAUAGAUGAGUUCGGGCCUCAGUCUCGGGGCUGGGACCUGGAAAUAAGUCUUGAGAACGAAACUCAGAGCAAACAUGCCAAUGUUGUGAUCGACUGGGAUCUGCAAGGAGCUCGGGAGCAGAUACAAGCUACAGGUUCUUGGAACUCAGGAGGAAGACAAACCAAGGCCGUGCUCGAACUUAAGCAACCUUUUACGUCCACUCUCUCCCACUUGCACGUGCAAGUGCUAGCACAAAGCCAUGCACAAGGACGUCAACAAGGCAGAAACCAUCAGGUUCAUCUCUCCUGGGAUCGUGGGACCCCCAUGAAUGUCUCUGUCUCAGUCAGUAACCAAAGCCAUGAGAACUUCAGCAUGACACAGGCUUGUGUUUAUGUGUCGCCUGGACAGAUGCGGUCAGUUCUCCCUCUCGUGGAGGCCCACGGCUGUGUCUCGAUGGCGCAAGAAGGAAAAGUUUCCUACUCCCAGAGCGCAGAGCUCGAGUGGGGCGACAAGAGGAUUACGCAGAGUGUGAAAUAUCAGAAAGCUGACAGCGGAAUGCACACUGUCCAGAUGGAAACUUCGGCCCAGAACAUCUCGCCUGGCCCAUGUUCUUCUCAUACACUCCUGGCUCAGAUACAUUCUAACCUCAAAGACGUCCUGGAACACCAUAGCCUUCUGGGGCUCUGUCCUUCACAACCAGCUUUAUCUUGGUCAGGUUCUCACCGAGUGAACUCGGGGAAGGACUUGCUGUACAGCCGGACCAGUAUGUCGCUCUCUGGUCAGACGCAGGACAAUGCGUUAGUCCUGGCGCUCAGAAACACCAGCAGCGCCCAACGCAACCACUACUCCCUGCUUACUGAGUGGAAAAUAGGAAACCGGAGCGUUGAGCUGGGAGGAAGCAUACAUUCGGCAAGCAGGAACACGGCGCUGCAGAUUCAAGCGAAACUCGACCGCAGUGAACUCGUCUGGCUGCAGACCACGCUGGGAAAGCGCUGUUUACAAGCUGCCGCCGGAUACGACGGCGAUUCAUCUGAUGACCUCCGGAUGACUCUCUGCGUCGAUGGAAACCACUGGCUGAACUUCAAGACCCAAAGAGGAGGCAGCGGAAUUGAGAACGAGACAUUAGCGCUCGUUUCCAUGGGAGCGCUCGAUCACGGGUUCGUCUUCCGCGCCAAAGGAUGCGAGGCGUGCUUUGCGGCGACGGAGGCGCGGCUGCAGCAGAUAGGUGCACACAUGAAGAGGAAGCUGCUGCUGAGGGUCCAGCGGCUGCACCAUUUUCUUCUGGAGUUCAGGAGACAGACUCUAGGAAAUGAGGCCAUGCAGGAACUGAGCCACGCAAUCCUUCAUGUGACCCGCCGAGCUGAAAACCUGCUGUUGCAGAAAGCGCCGGUGCCGUGGGACCUCUGGGUGUCUGGGAACGUCCGUCAAACGCUCACGAAUGGCCUUCCUCGGACGCUCCAGAUCUUCCAGCACAUGUCUCAACUCAUCCAGCAAGAGCUAAAAAAGCCGCUGGUCACGUUGGCCGGAGCAUACCAUGACGUUACAGGAGAGCGCCUGGACCUGAUGUGGCACGGCUUAUUGCAGCUGUGGAGCCGAGAGCUGGAGCAGAAGCUGCCCACAGUUCUACAUAACUACCACCUGAGGGCGCCAUCAAUAACUGUUCUCCACACUUCCAUCACCGCUUUAGACCUGGUUGUGCAGCACACAGUUCAGUGGACUGAGUCCAGACUGGCCAUGAUGUUAGUCGGAUUAAAAAGACAGCUCGCUUUUAUGUACAAGUUCUCUGAAAGGGACGGGAAGUGACAGUGAAUCUUCCUCUACCGCAUAAUCCAGGAACAAAGCGGUCAGUGGUUGGCUUAGCAGAAAGCUUGGUGGAGGACUUUCUCAUGAAGCCUCUUCUCUCUUUGAGCUCAGCGAAUAUCCCAGCUG